Molecule: messenger RNA, 2558 nt
Organism: Gasterosteus aculeatus aculeatus (three-spined stickleback)
Lineage: Eukaryota; Metazoa; Chordata; Actinopteri; Perciformes; Gasterosteidae
Source: RefSeq, a predicted model, not a curated record
GUCCCAGAAGAUUCCAUGAGUUUCCUGUUAACGAUCCCGGGUAUAAUCCGAACCAGGACCGCAUGUGUGCGAGGAGGGAAAGUCUCCCCGCUCAGUCUCUCUCUGCUGGUGAAAAAGGCCACCGUCUCUGCUGUUCUUUUACCUAACUUGAGCGCCGCUAACCAACUACAGCCAACCCCCAAUCAACCCGAGUCAGCGAGGAUGCUUCGUCUCCACAAGUUCCACUUGCCUCUGCUGCUGUUGGCCGUUCUGUGGAGCUGCCCAGGUUGGCUCACCGCAUGGCCGGGCAUCAGUCGCAGCAAGCCGCCCAAGGGUCAGCUGGACCCCAAUGUCAAGGAGUGGGGGGACUACUCGGACCUCCCCCCGGGCAUCGAGCACGGGUUGGACUUGGAGGAAGAUCACGCAGGCAACAGAGGGGUCGGAAAGUCCUCAGUCAGCCUCGCUCCGGAGCUGGAUUUCCUGACAGACUUUGCAGGUAUAAAGCGACUGUGGGUGAUAACAGCCCCGUCACACAAUGACCACUACCUUCGUAUGAUGGAAAAACAGUUGGAAGACAUGGAGCAGAAAGGGCUGAACUGCCGUCUGGCAGAAAGAGACACAUUCAUCAUCACCAUCAUCCAGAAUGCAAUGAUGGAAGGUCGAAUCCAGAAAACAACUUUCCAAGGAGACGCCACAGUGGAGAGCCUGGACCCCGACACAGUGAGCAAACUGCUGCACUACCUGGAGCUUACCGGCCAGGAGCAAGGGUUCACCAUGCUGGUUCUGAAGAAGAACCUUCAAGUCAGUGAGCGCUUCCCUUAUCCGGUCCGCGUCGAUGCGAUUUUGGAGCUCAUUGAUCAGUUUCCCGUGAGGAAGCUGGAGAAGAUGACCAGAAAAGGAUCAAACUUGAGGUGUAAAACCACCAAAAAGAAGGUUGUGACGAAAAAAAGAAAGAUGAAGAAGAAGAUCCUGAGUCCUCAGAGGCGAGGUAAUCUGACUUCCGUUGUGGCCUUACAAAUAAAACCUACCCUGGACGUAAAAGCUGCCCUGAAGAGCAAAAUCCAGGAUAUACUGAGUGGACGCUCGAGGUUCGUUAUCCGUAAGGUGCCCGCAGAAGGGUCCGCGAGGGGAAAGGACUCGAGCAGCGGGGGUCGCACGUCUUCUAACGAACUGGAAAGAGUCUACAGGCUUCCAUCUGUGUCCAGCACUAACCACCAAGUGAAGAAAGACAGGCCGGACUCCCCCGUGGAAGAAGGGAAGAGAAAAAACGAAGGGAAAGACAAUGAAGAUAAAAAGGAGCAGAACGUAAAAGAUGGCGCACAGGAAGAACAUGCAACCAAGAAGAAGGGUAAAGGGAAAAAGGGGAAAAAAGGGAGAGGACGAGGGAAAAAAUCAAACAGAGAGCCAAGUGAGAAGGAUAAAAAAGCUCUGAAGGACUUUUUGCACGCUUUAAAGGGGACAAGAAGGUUAAUGUUGAUCUCAACGCCCAGCAGAGACGCGACACUGUACGUGCAGCAGAGAGACGCCAGCGAGAAGCAGCGCUGCGGUCUCGCUGUUAGGAAGGUCACCGUGGCAAGCGUUGUGGGGGAGGGAAGUGAGGCCACGCUUACGCUGAAACACCACCAGCUGGAGUCGGAGCCGGCACUCAGGGGCCAAUCGGAACAUUUCUCCGAUUCGGGCCUGAUCUCCCUGUUGAGAGCGGAGCUCGGCCUGUCGUCCUCUGACCUCUUUUCCAUGACCGUCACAGACUACGACAUGAAACCCAAAAAAGUAUUUGAGGCUCCUCCUUCAGGCCCGGCCCUGUUCGAGUACAUAGACAACUUUCCCUCAAGGCGUUUGGAAAAAGAAAAAGAAAGGAGGAGUCCCCCGACCUGCUCUGAUGAAAAGCAAAAGCCCGAAGCUCAGAACUCACUACUCAGGUUUGUGUCUAAGAGGAGGCUGCUGCUCAUCUCUGCUCCCUCAGAGGACGACUACUCCUUCCAACAGCAGCUCUCAGCGCUCAGCGGACAGGAGUGUCACCUGGGUAUUCGCCACUUUGCCACGUUGAAGCUGACUGGAACUGGAGACAAAGCUUCAGGAGCUGUUGAGCUAUUUCCCCUAAAUGGUCACAGUCAGAGUGAAGUGGAGCCGUUAUCCGGCGACGCGGUGAACGAUCUGAGGGAACAGCUGAAGAUCAGCAAGGACUACUUCAGCAUGCUGGUGGUGGGGAAGGACAGCAACGUCGAGGCGUGGUUCCCGUCCCCCAUGUGGUCCCUGGACAGCAUCUACGACCUGGUGGACUCCACGGACCUGCGGCUCCAGGAGGAGAAGCUGCAGAAGAGACUCGGGAUCCAGUGCCCCGAGGACAGGGGAACGGGAGGCGUUGAGGGGGGGCAUUAUCCGGGCUAUGGGGAAGACGGGGCGGGCGACACGUACUCGUACCGCCGGUCAGAGGAAUGAUGAGCAAGAAGGAGAUAGAAGAUGCAAUGGAGUGAGAUUCAGGAAACAUGUUCAGGAAUCACAUUGUCAAAGACAAAUGUAAAUUGUGUGUACAUUUCAAAUGUAGGGCAGAAACUUUUAAUAAAAAAUCAGCAAAAGAA